Messenger RNA from Wasmannia auropunctata (little fire ant), 1693 nucleotides. RefSeq names its product desumoylating isopeptidase 2. The transcript is spliced from 6 exons. Gene Ontology annotation, molecular function: deubiquitinase activity. NCBI's taxonomy places the organism in Eukaryota, Metazoa, Arthropoda, Insecta, Hymenoptera, Formicidae. The coding region runs from base 624 to 1286 and encodes 220 amino acids. Gene Ontology annotation, biological process: protein deubiquitination. The record is from RefSeq and is a predicted model, not a curated record.
GGUAUACGCUUGGCUAGUGCUUAAACUAGAUGCUUGUAAGCGCCUCGACAGAUGACGCGCAUUGACAAAUACAUUCUUAUACCGACUCUCAAACGAGAGACGAGGCGAGAAGUGACAUUUAUCAGUAUCAGUUUCGGAAAAAAAUAAUCGCUAGAGAACCGUUUACAAAAUCUUUAAUAGCAGCUCAAGCUGCUCUUAAUCUUAUAGCAAAAAAUAAAUUAUUAAUGUCCGUGUAGCAUGCUUGCAAACUUGAAUUUUGUGCAUUACUUUGAGGAAUUUAACGGGUUGUCACUUCGCGAAUAACAUUACAUUGUAUUCUUUAUUUCUCUGUGACUUGUGUUAAAACGUAGUUAAAGCAGACGGUCACUCACAGACACACGCAGUGAUAUCUAAUAUUUUUAAUUAAAAGGUGGCUCUUUAUUAUUCGAAGGAAAAUAUCGUAUUCCGAAUGUAGAAUGAAUCAUCUUGUUCAUUUCACAUUAGAGAUGACUAUGUAUCAAAGUAACGUGCGAUGUUUAAUGGCUUAAGACAACUGUAAUAGUACGAUAUUAAGAAAUCAAGAUAGAAGAAAAAAGAACAUCAAAGCACGCGAAUAAUAAAAUAUUGUAGUCUUACAAGAAUGGAUGUAUCUAGCAAUUAAAUACAAAACAUUAACGACCAUUACGUGUACUAGUGCGUGUGUACGUGUGUCAAGCCUACAUUAUAUCAGCACCCAAAGUUGUUUGGGUUAUCCACAAGAUAGUGAGGAAUUGAUCCCAAAAAUGGCACGCGAGCCAAUCAUUCUUAAUGUUUAUGAUAUGUAUUGGAUAAAUGAAUAUACCACACCUAUUGGUCUUGGUGUAUUUCACUCUGGAGUAGAAAUAUAUGGAACAGAAUAUGCAUACGGUGGUCAUGCUCAACCAAAAAGUGGCAUUUUUGAAAUCACCCCGAGAGUAGCCGAAGAAUUAGGCGAACAAUUUAGAUAUAGACAAUCUGUUCAUAUUGGAUAUACAGAUUUCACAGAAGAAGAUGUUUCAAGAAUUAUUACAGAAUUGGGUAAAGAUUUUAGAGGGGACCGUUAUCAUUUGAUGAAUAAAAACUGUAAUCAUUUCAGCAGUCAGUUCACGUUGAUUCUAUGUGGACAGGAAAUACCUGGUUGGGUAAAUCGUCUGGCAUAUUUCAGUUCAUGCGUACCGUUUCUCCAACGUUGUUUGCCAAAGGAAUGGCUAACGCCUGAUGCUUUACAACAUUCUCUAAGUCAAAUUAGUCAUCAUGAAAGUACACCACCAUCGGAUACUUCGUUGUAACAUUUGGCUAACGCUGUUGAAAUGCACGGUCUAAAAUGCCGUAGAAGUUAUACAUUUUAGAUAAUUAAACAUUGUGAAAAGAAAUGUUAAUUAGGACUGAUUAUAUUGCCAAGAUUUGAAAAUCUGAGAAACCUGAGAAACUAAACCGUCAAGACAAGGUACAAAUUUCAUAUUGUACACUUGAAUGUGACUGCUGACAAUUAGUACCGAAAAAAAAUUGCCUUUGCUGCAACAUGUUGUUUCCUAAGACAGCGAUUCACAUGAUCGCAUGUGUUCUUUGUUGAAUAAUACAGUCAAGAUAUGAUAGUUAUAUAAUGAAUAGAUUAUUACGCAUAUAAAUUUAAAUCGUAACGAACAGAAAACUCGUUUAUCGAUCAAAAAGAAACCUCUUAUAUUAGCAAGACAUA